This is a messenger RNA of Gongylonema pulchrum, 294 nucleotides long. Lineage: Eukaryota; Metazoa; Nematoda; Chromadorea; Rhabditida; Gongylonematidae. The record is from the annotation of a GenBank genome assembly.
AUGUUGACGGUAGACGAAUUUUUGAACACUACGGAAGAAUCGGCCUUUGAACACGGUUGUUCGGAGGUUAUCAAGGCUACAAUCAGUGUAGUAACAUCGGCAACAAUCCUGAAGAUAUUACCUGUUGUGGAACUUAUUCUUUCAUUAUACAUCAUACUACUCUCGCUUACAAUCAAACAAAAAACAUCACUGAAAUGGUACACAGUGAACAUGUUCACGACAUGCUUCGUAUACGGUGUCAACAACACUAUUUUUGCAUAUACGGAUUUUAUGCGCGAAAAAACUGUGGGGUAG